Messenger RNA from Aspergillus melleus, 192 nucleotides. Its product is annotated as vacuolar protein sorting-associated protein 1. Gene Ontology annotation, molecular function: GTP binding; GTPase activity; microtubule binding. The record is from RefSeq and is a predicted model, not a curated record. Lineage: Eukaryota; Fungi; Ascomycota; Eurotiomycetes; Eurotiales; Aspergillaceae. Gene Ontology annotation, cellular component: peroxisome; membrane; microtubule. Gene Ontology annotation, biological process: peroxisome organization. Bases 1 to 192 code for a protein of 63 amino acids. The transcript has 3 exons.
AUGGCAAGCCCGACUAGCCUCUCCAUAAAUGUGAACGAUCCUAGCUUGAUCUCGCUGGUCAAUAAGCUGCAGGAUGUCUUUGCGACAGUCGGGGUUCACAACCCCAUCGAUCUGCCCCAAAUCGCCGUCGUUGGUUCGCAGUCUAGCGGUAAGAGUUCGGUUUUGGAAAACAUAGUCGGUCGCGAUUUGUAA